AUGGCGGCCCGCCUGAAGCUGGUGGUCGUGGGCGACGGCGGCUGCGGCAAGACCUCGCUGCUGCUGGUCUACGCCGAGGGUGCAUUCCCCGAGCGCUACGCCCCGUCCGUGUUCGAGAAGUACAGCACCACGGUCCAGGUGGGCAGCAAGACGGUCGCCCUCGACUUGUACGACACCGCAGGACAGGAGGAUUAUGAUCGGCUACGGCCACUUUCUUACCAGAAUGCAAAUGUGGUCUUAAUUUGUUAUGAUGUUAUGAGCCCUACCAGCUAUGAUAACGUUUUAAUUAAGUGGUAUCCUGAAGUCAGUCACUUCUGCCGGGGCGUCCCCUUAGUACUCAUCGGCUGCAAAACAGACCUUCGAAAAGACAAGGAACAUUUACGGAAACUCAGGUCUUCUCAACAGGAACCCAUCACAUAUACCCAGGGGGAAGCAACCUGUCGCCAAAUGAAUGCAGAAGUUUAUCUGGAGUGUUCAGCUAAAUUUCGUGAAAAUGUAGAGGAUGUUUUUAAAGAAGCAACAACUAUUGCACUGAAUGCCAUAAAAAAAGCCAAGCGCCAAAAGAAACAGAAACGGUGCUCAAUAUUAUGAUCCAGAUCUCUAGGACUGUAAAGAACUUCCAACCACUUGAACCGCAUAUUACCAAAUAGUUCAGUGUCAGAGACCAUUACAUGUUUUUAUUCCUGCUUUGGUUUUGUUUUUAAAAAUUGAUUUUCCUCCUAUUUUUGCACUUCUGUUGUACUUGUCAUGAUGACUUGAAAGCAUUUUUUCCCUAUUUGUUAAUGGUGGACAUCUGGCUUUUACUCCCAACCACAAAUGACCAUCAGCCUGCUAUCUUUUAAUUGUGUGCUGGCUGCUUGACUGCUGGUGCUUGUACUGCUUAACGUUUUUUCCCACCCCCCUCUAAAAAGUAGCCCUUGACAUUUAUGGCUUUGAUUUAUUGUGACUGUUCACCAACAGACUAAUUUAGAAAGGGUAGAACUGAGUACUUUUCUCUAAGGAAAAGCAAAGUUAGAGCAGACUGCCAAUCACAAUCAGGGAAGACAGAAAUCAGGUUCUGUUCUGAUGUGUUCCGAGUUGUAUUUAUAGCAACAGUAGUAUGAAACCACCUCAAGCAACUUCCCCAACUAUGCAUACAGACAGUUCUGCUCUAGCUGUAUUACAAGGGCAGCUCUGCAAAGCUACUGCCCUAGAAGCCUCUUUGUCAGCUUUAUGGUAAGGGAUGUGUUCAACACCACUGGUUAUAGUGUACUCAACACCAUUCAAAACAACACCGAAAUGAUGAACCCUGUUAAAGUAGAUACUUAGUCCCCCGAGAGGGAGACCUUACGUGCAAUAUGGGCAAAACUAGUUUUGCAAUAAACAAGUGCAAUUGACUCCAUAUACAGUGUCUGUUUUAACAUAAAUAGGAAUUGCAUGUUUAUUACGUGGUGAAAUCAUCCUUGCUGCCUCAAGCUGAAUUUCCAUUUCACUGAUGUUUGCUCAGUAAUGGCUGCAGGUAUCCCAGCUAUUUUUCACUUAAGUCAGAGGGAACCUCCUGCUCAGGAAACUAACAGCUGAUCUUGUCUGCAAGUCAUAGCGUGUCAAACACUGCACAUUAAAAAGACAUGUGUAGCCUGAAAAUUCAAUAUUUUAAGUUAGAAACAGCAAGUUUUAUAACUGAUUUCUCUUCAUUUGGUUGCAUAACACAGUGUUAUGCGAUGGACCACUCCAAAGGACUUUCCUGUUUCUUUUGGAUGGGAUUCAAAGGUUGUUAAACUUGAUCCUCAGAUUUUUGGAGACAUGGUUGAGGUUCAGUUAAGAUGCACAGAGGCCUCUAUGUAGCUUAUAAUGGAAUACUCUGUAAAUUGAGAGACACACUUAGUCUAGAAAGGAUGAAUCAACCAAUGUUGAGUUCGAGUGCUAUGCCACACUCGUUAAGGAAAAAGACAUUUAUCCCAGUAACAUCUGUGCUUAGUAAUGAGGAAUUAAAAAUGUUAAUACAGGGCAAGCUGUAAUUUAUAAGUAAAGAGCUGAGCCAGAAUCACAGGCAUUUCUUUUAAACUUUGUCAUUCUGCAGAAUACUAUUAACCUAAUCACAUGGAACGUGAAGUUAGGUUACCUGCUAAAAAUUCAAGUUUGUUUUUUCUUAGAAAUGACAAGCUUUAUUGGUCAGAUCCCAUAGGAUCUAGGAUUAUUCUCAAAGUGAGCAGCAAUUUGCUUUUCAGACAUGAAGGGUCUAAGAAAGCAAGCUUACAGGAUAUACAAGGUUUAAGCCAGUGGUAUUGUAAAGUAGAGUGCAACAGUUGUUUAAAAUACGUGAACUGCAAUUUAUUAUUCACACUAUAACCAAUACCCACGUAUCAGCUUAUUUUUCUGGGGAGAAAAAAACAAACUAUCAAAUGUUACAUCUUUUUGCACAAAUUCAUUGAGUGGUAUAUAUUAACAAGUAUAAAACAAUAAGAUGUCAGGAAACAGUUUUGCUAGCAUUGUGGGAACAAAUGGAAUGGAACAAUUGAGAGCCUGUAAUGCACGUAUAUUUCUAUAUGAUCAUGUUAAGAGGCCCAUUUUAAACAUCACCACAUUUGGCCAAAGUCAGUUCCAAUGUGUGCCUUGUGCUAACCCAAGGGAGGUCACUGCAUUUGAACAGCAUAUAGGUCAGGACACAGCAUCUACAAAUUGUUUUAGGACACGUAGGCAUUUAUGGAACACAACUCAGUUAGCUGCAGCUGAAUAAGCAAGUUUGAAGUCAGAAAGCCAAGAAACAAAAAGGAAUGAAUGUGAACAAGUAUCACCUUCCCUUCGACGUUUCUGCCGGAGGAAGAUUUAAGUUUGAUUAAACUGAGCUGGUGACUCAAGAUCCCAUGUAAAGGAAAAAGUGCAGGUGAAGGUAUUAAUACUUCUCAUCAGUUCUGUUUCCACAUAUGCUGCAUGUGUCUUUCAAUAACGGCAUUAGGAGUAAAAGUAAUUAGAUACUUACUGCCACUGUUCAGACAUUUUCAGGAAGAAUGUUUCAGAAAACCUCAGAAUCUAGAAACUAUUGAAAAAAGGUAGUGAAACAGCUGUGUAUUGUAUUAUUUAUUCUGGGCCCUUUUCAGGGUUGAACAGAUUACCUGAUCUCUCUGGAUGAAUAUCAACAGUCUUCCCUGCAAACAAAGUCAGUCACAAAACAUAAUAUUUAAGCCAUUCAUUUUCUUAAAAAAUAAAUGGGUGUCUGUUCUGUUUCUUAAAUAAUUUUUUAACGUGUAUAGAGCAGCAAGAUGUACAGAGAUCACCAAGGUUUUCCACAGUACACAUGAGUUAGCAUAUGUCACUGAAAAACGUGUUUCAGAAAGCUUUCAAGGCAGCAGCUGGUCUGCUUUACUGGUUGACCAUAAGCAUUUAAAAGUUUUAAUAGUGCAGUACCUGGGGCUCCAGAAAUGGCGCAGAACAGGAAAAAAAUGAAGAUCAUUAC
Messenger RNA from Gavialis gangeticus (Gharial), 3433 nucleotides. It is a transcript of the gene RHOF, whose product is annotated as ras homolog family member F, filopodia associated. Gene Ontology annotation, molecular function: GTPase activity; GTP binding. NCBI's taxonomy places the organism in Eukaryota, Metazoa, Chordata, Crocodylia, Gavialidae. Bases 1 to 591 code for a protein of 196 amino acids. The transcript has 5 exons. Gene Ontology annotation, biological process: small GTPase-mediated signal transduction; cell migration. The record is from RefSeq and is a predicted model, not a curated record.